UAGAGCAGAAAAAUCCCACACAGGAAAUGAGGGGUCGAGAAGGCAAGGGAAAUGGAUGCCACUGAAUGACACUGACGGUCUGACACACACACACACACACACACACAGCUGGACACGGUUUCCUAGUGCUCUGGGAUGGAUAGACAUUCCCAUAUCCCAUGGCAGGAGUACUGCUACCUGGAUCUGAAGUCCAAUGCUCAAAAACAAGAGACUAGCAAAAGGAUGGAAGAUCCUGGGUGGUUACGCAGACACCAGACGUUGUUGCAACGGUUCUUAUCCACCUCCAUUUUGGUAAAUGUGGUCCAUCACAUGAGAAAGUCAGACCUGCUUAGUGCACAGGAGGCGGGGCUUAUACAGGAAAUGGGGUUGUUGAAGGAUAAAGUGCAUUUAUUGGUUGAGUUCCUGUCUGUCACUGAUCCACAUGGCGCCGCCCUUCAGACUUAUCUCCAAAGUUUACACCUGACCGAGUACAACCUUAUAACUGUACAUGACUCUGUGGUUCGACGGUAUAAAGAGUCUCUCAUUCAGCGACUCAAAGAAGAUGAAAAUUCAUUGGCGCAAGUCCCCGGCAACUCAAAUUCCACUUUACUCCUCAUAGAGUGCGUAUCUGACCUUCAGCAGCGAGAACAUGACCUUGUACAGGUGUCAGUCAACAGAGGGGCGGGGCCUCUUCACGGUCGAGUGCUGGGAUUGGACAAGCUGAUCGCUCCUUUGACGAGAGUUAGCACCGCCCCUCAUGUGACACUGACGGUGGGCGUGGCCGGCAGCGGAAAGAGCCGAAUGGUCCGCCGUUUCAUCCAGCUAUGGACCACUAGUCAGAUCUAUCCAGAGCUGAGUCUCGCAAUCCCCAUUGCAUGCUGGGAAUUGAGCAGUUUCGAUCGGCUAUCGGUCGAGCGCUUGCUGCGACUGUUCGUUCCGUAUGAUAACAUGGACGUAAUUUUAUUUAACGAAUCCUGCAAAGUGUUGCUCAUUUUGGACGGAUUGGAAGAAUUUCGCCAGUCACUGGAUUUCGCAGAAGCCCCGCCCACUAGCGACCCUCGUCGCGAAAUUCCCGUGUCGGAUCUCAUUGCGAAUAUUGUACGAGGUAACCUGUUGCCAGGGGCAACACUCUGGCUUUUGUCAAGGCCUGGCACUGGUGCGAAAGUUCCAGCAGGAUUGGUCGACCGUGUGACGGAAGCCCCGCCUCUUUCCCGAACGCAAAUAAAGGAUUAUAUUAAUCACUGUGUAACGAACACGCUAGAUGCGUAUUCGAUAUCACAAGACAGCUCACAGUCUCAAACAAACACACCUGAGGAUGUCUCCUCCCAAGUGUGGACUUACCUGAAUUCCCAGAAACCAUUGCUCAUUUUGUCUUCUGUGCCCGCGGUUUGCCACAUUAUUGUAACUACGCUAUCACGCCUUCUACAGUUGGACUCAGAUGCCACGCCCCUUCCUCGAACGUUAACAGAAGUCUAUGCCCACUACUGUUGGCCACACCUCUCUGGAUCAGACACGCCCAGUGGAAGCUUCAGGAAGCCGCUUAGCACUCUGGGUCGCCUUGCUUUUUAUAGCCUCUUACGACGACGGUAUACGUUCAGCGAGACAGAAUUGCGAACUUAUGGCGUCGAUGUACCACCUCAGGGCGGGAUGCUCAGCUGCCGCAUCCUCCAGCGCAGGCAAAGCUGGUCGUCCGAUAGCGUGGCGUGGCAGUUCACACACACGUCCGUGCAGGAGUUCCUGGGGGCACUCUUUUACUACAUUUCGUCGAGGCGCGGGAUGUUCGAUCUGUUUUCCGAAAGCGGCGUUUCCUGGCCCCGCAUUGGCUUCCAUAGCCACUACCGUGCUGCGCUGCAGAAAACCAACCAAUCGGACGCCGCAGCACAAGGCAACCUCGACCUCUUCAUGCGCUUCCUGUCAGGGCUGCUGUCUCCAGCGGCUGCAGCUUUGCUAGGCGGUUCGCUGGGCGUUGGGCACGAGGAGCAGGUGACCCAGCGCACAACAGCGACAACUUUGCUUCAAAACGCAGUGACUGGGACAGGAGGCGACGCCGUUAGCAUGCGCAGCGUCACGAUGGUAACAUGUCUGGCGGAGCUGCAGCAGGGGGAGUGGCUACGAUCCGUAGAGGACGAUCUCAUUAACUGCAGCCUGCGGGGGAAGCUAAAGGGUGGAGUUUGUACUGUUCUCGCCUACUUGUUGCAAGUAUCAGACACAUGUACUGAAGAGACGCAACUGUCCAACUGCCUAGACUCCUCCUCCUUGAAGAGGCUCCUCCCACAGCUGCUGUACUGCAGUAAGCUGAGAAUGGAAAACAAUGCAUUUAAGGAAGGCACCAUGGAGCUGUUGGGAAGUCUGCUGAGUGCCAAAGAGUGCCAUAUUCAGAUGCUCAGUCUGGCUGAUAACUCCAUAAGCAGCAAAGGCAUUAAACCGCUCAGUCGGGCUCUACUUGUCAACCGAACCCUCACAACCCUGGAUCUUCGUGGCAAUAAUAUUGGUGCCAAGGGAGCAAAGACAUUGUGCGAGGCCCUAAAAAUGAACCAGGUCCUCGUGUCAGUCAAUUUGACCGCUAAUCUUCUUCACGAUGAGGGAGUGACGGCCAUCGCUGAAGCCAUGAGGGUCAACAGAGCCAUCACCUCCUUACAUCUCCAGUGGAACUUCAUAAAGGCUGGAGCCGCUAAAGCUUUAGCUCAGUCUCUCAUGAGCAACACCUGCAUUCAGCUGCUGGAUCUGCAGGAGAACACUCUGGGUGAUAACGGCGUCAUUGCUCUGGCCUGUGCUCUGAGGUCAAACUCUUCUCUCAGUGUGCUCUAUCUUCAGGGUGUAUCAGCAGGGAAAUCAGGGGCCGUUGCACUAGCGGAUGCUCUGGUGGUCAACGAAAGCCUUCAUACACUAGAUCUGCGUGGGAACUCCAUUGGGAUGGAAGGAGCGAAGGCGUUUUCCAGUGCUCUGAAGAAAAACAGGAGCUUGAGAAGUCUGAAUCUACAGGAGAAUUCUCUGGGGAUGGAUGGAGCGAUCUUCAUCGCUACUGCGCUGAGAGGAAACCAUCAGCUCACCUACAUCAAUCUCCAGGGUAACGGCAUCGGGGAGUCAGGGGCAAAGGUCGUCUCAGACGCCAUCAAAGCUGGUGCAGCAGAUUGUGUGGUGGAUAUCUAGCACACGCACAGACUCGCCACAACGUGUUUAUUUAGAGCCUUAUUCAUGUAAAUAUUUCCAAAGUUUAUGUAUCAAAGUUGUGUAAUAAUAAAUGCUUAUUUUAUAAAACAGAACUGACAAAGAUGUUGCCUUAAUAAAACACAUCAUACAAGAAUUUUGCUGAACUUUCAUUCAGAUGAAUUCAAAUAACUCAGAAUGUUAACGGCUAUUAAACAGGCGUCUACACUUGAAUACAGAUGAGAAGGUAUAUUCAUAUAUACUGGAAAUUACAUUUUGUUAUUUACAGAUAUUUAUCUUGUUUCCGUGUCAUGAAAAAAAACAUUUAAUGUGAAUUGUCACAUUCAGGUCGAUGCAUCAAUUUACAUAAGAAUUGAAGUCUAUUUACCUUUUUUUGGAAGCAAAUGCAUGACUAUUUAAAGGAAGAGUUCACCCAAAAUUGAAACUUUUUGAAAAUGUACUCACUCUUAGGCCA
Molecule: messenger RNA, 3601 nt
Organism: Sinocyclocheilus anshuiensis
Lineage: Eukaryota; Metazoa; Chordata; Actinopteri; Cypriniformes; Cyprinidae
Product: protein NLRC3-like
Exons: 14
Coding region: 136-3129 (997 amino acids)
Molecular function (GO): protein binding
Source: RefSeq, a predicted model, not a curated record